Molecule: messenger RNA, 1844 nt
Organism: Hemiscyllium ocellatum (epaulette shark)
Lineage: Eukaryota; Metazoa; Chordata; Chondrichthyes; Orectolobiformes; Hemiscylliidae
Product: centrosomal protein of 290 kDa-like
Exons: 8
Coding region: 67-834 (255 amino acids)
Source: RefSeq, a predicted model, not a curated record
GUCUGCUAACGGCGGCGUUCACCUUGGAGCUUGGUUGAGUGUGUGUGGGAGUGAGUGCCGGCGGUGAUGGCGAUGCCGCCUGUACACAGGUGUAUCCAACUUUUUGCUGAAAACGAGCAUAUACAAAGAAAGUUGAAGAAACUUCGGCUGAAAAAUGAACAAUUGGAACGCGAGCUCUCAGAAGUCCAGGGAAAGCUGCAAAUGCAACAGCUGAUGAGGGACUUUGUAACUACCAGAGAUGCUCAAAUACAGACAGAACCACAACCAUGGCACAAAGGAGGUGUUAAACAAGGCAAUAUGUCAAAGGCAGAUGAAAGGAACAAUCGACUGCUACAGAUGUAUAACGCUCUACAGAAACGCUAUGAAAAAGAAAUUAAAACCAACAAGGAGCAGAGUGAAAUCAUCUCUAAUCUCACUAUGAACAUUCAUGAGUUAGAAUUGCAGCUUGUGACGUCAAAACAAAGAAUUCAGCAGCUGGAACACCCUCCCACAGUGAGGAGACGAAGGACACCAACACCAGAGCAUGGCACUACAUCUCUCAAACACCAGUCUGAGGGCAAGAGAUGCUGCUCAUCUGACUGUAUCCACACUGAGUUGUUGCUGGAGAUAGAAAGACUGCAAAAGGAUAAGAACAAACUGAUAAAAGAGAGACGUAAUCUGAAAAAUGAGCUAGCUGGACUAGACAAGGGUUUCUUUGAGGAAAUUGAAGAUUUAAAAUAUGCUUUGCAAGAAUCUGCUAAACUGAAUAAAGAGUAUGAAAAAUGUCUACGGACCAUGUGUGAAAAAUGUGGCCUUCCAUUUCCAGAAACAUUAUGUACAGUUACCACAAAAUGAAAAAAGCCAACCUUUGAAUUUUUACAGCACCUUCACAACCUCAGGAUGUCUAUUUUGAAGCAUGGUCACUGUUGUAAAAUGGAGAAAACUGCAACCAAUCUGUGCAUAGCAAGGUCCCAAGAAACAGCAACAAGAUGACUGGCGUUAUAUAACCUAAAUAACACCUCAGUAAGAAAACUUAACAGUUCUGAAGAUUUUGAAAUGUUAAUUCUCUUUCUGUCUCCACAGAUGCUAUCAGAUCCUGUCGAAUUUCUCCGGCAUUGUCUGUAUAACUGACCUAAUGAUCUGUUUUAAUAUUGUGAACUUAAGAGAAGAAUGUGAGUUGGAAAAGCUCCCUGCUCUACUUUGAAUUGUGCUACAGGAGCAUUUAUGUUCACAGGAGAGGAGAGAAUGGACAAUAACUCAGUUUAAUGCCUUAAAACAAUGCAUCUGUAACAGUGCAGUACUUAUUCCAAUCUGCACUGGUACAGCAUGCUAGAUUAUAUACAAAUUCAUCUAGUAUGGAUUGAACAAAGUUUGGGAGAAGAUUUGUAGCUCGGGUGCUCGUUGUGGUUCUGUUUGCCGAUCUGGGAAUUUUAGAUUACUUACAGUGUGGAAACAGGCCCUUCGGCCCAACAAGUCCACACCGACCCGCCGAAGCGCAACCCACCCAUACCCCUACAUUUACCCCUUACCUAACACUACGGGCAAUUUAGCAUGGCCGAUUCACCUGACCCGCACAUCUUUGGACUGUGGGAGGAAACCGGAGCACCCGGAGGAAACCCACGCAGACAAGGGGAGAACGUGCAAACUCCACACAGUCAGUCGCCUGAGUCGGGAAUUGAACCUGGGUCUCAGGCGCUGUGAGACAGCAGUGCUAACCACUGUACCACCGUGCCGCCCACAUGCCACCGUGCUGCCCACUAUUUGUGUUGCAGACGUUUUGUCCCCUGUCUAGGUGACAUCCUCAGUGCUUGGGAGCCCUCUUAUGAAGCGCUUCUGUGAUCUUUCCUCCGGCAUUUAUAGUGGUU